UAGUUCGUAUUCCGGAAGUGGCUGGAGCAGGGUUCCACACGUGUGGCUCCGGGAUGAAAUUCGCUUAUCGGUUCUCCAAUUUGCUGGGUACAGUUUAUCGGUGUGGAAACCUAAAUUUCUCACGUGAUGGAAAUUCUGUUAUCAGCCCUGUGGGAAACAGAGUCACUGUGUUUGACCUUAAGAACAACAGAUCAGACACAUUGCCUCUGGCCACCAAGUACAACAUCAAGUGCGUGGGGCUGUCCCCAGAUGGUCGCCUGGCAAUCAUCGUCGACGAAGGAGGCGCCGCUCUGCUAGUCAGCUUGGUGUGCAGGUCCGUGCUCCACCACUUCCACUUCAAGGGUUCCGUGCACAGCGUCUCCUUCUCCCCCGAUGGCAGAAAAUUUGUCGUCACGAAGGGCAACAUUGCCCAGAUGUACCAUGCUCCCGGAAAGAAGCGAGAAUUCAAUGCCUUUGUUCUGGACAAAACCUAUUUUGGGCCCUACGAUGAGACCACGUGCAUCGACUGGACAGAUGACUCCAAGUGCUUUGUGGUCGGAAGCAAAGACAUGUCCACCUGGGUGUUUGGAGCUGAGCGCUGGGACAACCUUAUCUACUAUGCACUGAGUGGACACAAAGACGCCAUUGUGGCCUGCUUCUUUGAGUCCAACAGCCUAGAUCUGUACUCGCUCAGCCAAGAUGGAGCCCUGUGUGUGUGGCAGUGUGACACACCCCCUGAGGGCCUGCGGCUUAAGGCGCCUAGGGGCUGGAAGGCAGACAUACUUCAGAGGGAGAAGGAAGAAGAGGAGGAGGACGAAGAAGAGGAAGGGAAUCGAGAAACCACCAUCCGAGGGAAGGCCGUGCCAGCCGAGCAGGAGAGGGUCGGGAAAGUGAAAUACUCACGGCUGGCCAAGUACUUCUUGAACAAAGAAGGAGACUUUAACAACCUGACAGCCGCCGCUUAUCAUAAGAAGACCCAUCUCUUGGUCACGGGUUUUGCUUCUGGAAUCUUCCAUCUGCAUGAGCUCCCGGAGUUCAACCUCAUCCACUCCCUGAGCAUCUCUGAUCAGAGGGUCGCUUCGGUUGCGAUCAACAGCUCUGGGGACUGGAUCGCCUUUGGCUGCUCAGGCUUGGGCCAGCUGCUGGUGUGGGAGUGGCAGAGUGAAUCCUACGUGCUCAAACAACAAGGCCACUUCAACAGCAUGGUGGCCCUGGCCUACUCCCCUGACGGGCAGUACAUUGUCACCGGUGGGGACGAUGGCAAGGUCAAGGUGUGGAACACCCUCAGUGGCUUCUGCUUUGUCACUCUCACGGAACACUCCAGUGGGGUCACUGGAGUGACAUUCACUGCCACAGGCCAUGUCAUCAUCACCUCCUCCUUGGAUGGCACCGUGAGAGCCUACGAUCUUCACAGGUACCGGAAUUUCCGCACCUUCACGUCUCCACGGCCCACACAGUUCUCUUGUGUGGCCGUCGACUCAAGCGGGGAAAUCGUCUCUGCAGGGGCGCAGGACUCCUUUGAGAUCUUUGUGUGGUCCAUGCAGACAGGCAGGCUCCUUGAUGUUCUCUCUGGCCAUGAGGGGCCCAUCAGUGGUCUUUGCUUUAACCCCAUGAAGUCCGUCCUGGCUAGUGCCUCUUGGGACAAGACAGUGCGCCUGUGGGACAUGUUCGACAGUUGGAGAACCAAGGAGACCUUGAGUCUGACCUCUGACGUCCUAGCUGUGACUUUCCGGCCUGAUGGUGCAGAGCUGGCUGUGGCUACUCUGAAUUCACAUAUCACUUUCUGGGAUCCAGAGAAUGCUGUACAGGUGGGCUCCAUCGAGGGCAGGCAUGACCUGAAGACAGGCAGGAAAGAGCUGGACAAGAUCACAGCUAAACACUCGGCCAAGGGCAAGGCCUUCACCACCGUGUGUUACUCUGCGGACGGCCAGAACAUCCUGGCGGGAGGCAUGUCCAAGUUCGUCUGCCUUUACCACGUCCGGGAACAGAUCCUGGUGAAGAGGUUUGAGCUCUCCUGCAACUUCUCUCUGGAUGCCAUGGAAGAAUUCCUGAACCGGAGAAAGAUGACGGAGUUUGGCAACCUGGCACUCAUCGACCAAGAUGCCGGGGAAGAGAACGGGGUAGCGAUUCCAUUGCCAGGUGUAAGGAAAGGUGACAUGAGCUCCAGACACUUCAAACCUGAAAUCAGGGUGACUUCUCUGCGCUUCUCUCCCACUGGGCGCUGCUGGGCAGCCACCAGCACAGAGGGGCUCCUCAUCUUCUCCCUGGACGCCCAGAUGCUCUUUGACCCAUUCGAGCUGGACACCAGUGUGACCCCUGGACGGAUCCGGGAAGCCCUUCGACAGAGGGAGUUUACCCGGGCCAUCCUUAUGGCCUUCCGCCUCAAUGAGAAAAAACUGGCCCAGGAGGCCCUGGAGGCUGUACCACAGAAUGAGAUUGAGGUCAUCAGCGCUUCUCUGCCUGAGCUGUAUGUGGUGAAAGUGCUAGAGUUCUUAGCCGCCUCCUUUGAAGAGUCUCGGCACCUGGAAUUCUACCUUAUAUGGACACAGAAGUUACUGAUGUCACAUGGACAGCGACUGAAGUCCAGGGCGGGACAGUUGCUGCCUGUGGUCCAGUUCCUUCAGAAGGGCCUCCAGCGGCAUCUAGAUGACAUUUCCAAACUCUGUGACUGGAACCGCUAUAACAUCCAGUACGCGCUGGCGGUUUCCAAGCAGAGGGGUAUGAAACGCACCCUGGAACCUGUAGACACAGAGGAGGACACAGAUGCAUCUGAUGAGGACAGUCUGCACCUACUCAGAGCUGCAGAGGAGGAGGACGAAGAGGGGAUGCUGGUGUAGAACCGCGUACGUCACAGCCUCAUUGGCUGAUUGGAGAUGGAACCACGGUGCUCCUGGGCCCAGGAAGUGGGAGAUGCCAGAGGCCAGAAGACCCUCCAGCCAGGCCUCUUCCUGUGAGACUGCUCAUGCUGCCAUGAGCAGGACACAAUGGCACACACGCUGUGGGCCCAGAACGCUGGCGUUGUGGAUGACGACCCUGCACAGACUUCCUGAGGAGUGGACAGGUUUAGAAGUGUGGGCUUGCAAACUUCCUGUCAGAGUUAUUUAUAUUUUUAUAUGACAUUCUACGAUGAACUUAGGGUUGGAAAGUGGGCUUUUUAAAAAAUAUGAGGAUUCGCUUCUCAACUUUG
Rattus rattus (black rat) is the source of this 3166-nucleotide messenger RNA. RefSeq names its product PWP2 small subunit processome component (gene Pwp2). Lineage: Eukaryota; Metazoa; Chordata; Mammalia; Rodentia; Muridae. Gene Ontology annotation, cellular component: small-subunit processome; Pwp2p-containing subcomplex of 90S preribosome. Gene Ontology annotation, molecular function: protein binding. The transcript is spliced from 21 exons. The record is from RefSeq and is a predicted model, not a curated record. Gene Ontology annotation, biological process: ribosomal small subunit assembly; maturation of SSU-rRNA from tricistronic rRNA transcript (SSU-rRNA, 5.8S rRNA, LSU-rRNA). The coding region runs from base 54 to 2816 and encodes 920 amino acids.